Messenger RNA from Anopheles funestus (African malaria mosquito), 3117 nucleotides. Its product is annotated as cytosolic 10-formyltetrahydrofolate dehydrogenase. Gene Ontology annotation, molecular function: aldehyde dehydrogenase (NAD+) activity; formyltetrahydrofolate dehydrogenase activity. Bases 246 to 3053 code for a protein of 935 amino acids. Lineage: Eukaryota; Metazoa; Arthropoda; Insecta; Diptera; Culicidae. Gene Ontology annotation, biological process: one-carbon metabolic process; biosynthetic process; 10-formyltetrahydrofolate catabolic process. Gene Ontology annotation, cellular component: cytoplasm. The transcript has 3 exons. The record is from RefSeq and is a predicted model, not a curated record.
ACGGUUGUGGCAUGAUGCAGCAUCCCACUGAUAAGUGAUUGUGACUUUUCGGCUACCCUUGGAGCUGUAUCGCCCGGGACAUUGUGGUCCGAGGAGCCGCGUGUGGUGGUGUAUAAAUAAGGGUCCCGAUCGUGAUCUGCAAAUCAGUCCGAUUUGUAGUGCUGCUGUUGUUCGGUGGGUAAGGAUCUCUGCGCGUGGCCACAGACAUUUUUUGGAGUACGGUUCAACGGAAGUGAUUGAAAGAAAUGGCGGAUCCAGUAAAGAGUGAUGCAAAAACAAACGGUUUUCAUAAAACAACCAAUGGCCAUCAUGCGGAAGAGCUGAAAAUUGCCAUCAUCGGGCAGAGUAACUUCGCGGCGGAAGUACUUGAGUUGCUGCUCGAACGAGACCACAUGGUGGUCGGUGUGUUUACUAUCGCCGACAAAGGAAAUCGGGAAGACAUACUGGCAACAACAGCCCGCCAACAUCGUAUACCGGUGUUUAAGUUUGCUGCCUGGCGUCGCAAAGGUGUCCCAAUACCCGAGGUACUCGAGCAGUACCGGUCGGUUGGGGCGAACCUUAAUGUGCUUCCGUUCUGCAGCCAGUUCAUCCCGAUGGAAGUGAUUGAUGGGGCAGCAUUCGGUAGCAUCUGUUACCAUCCUUCAAUUUUGCCACUUCACCGAGGCGCCAGCGCCAUCGCAUGGACACUAAUCGAAGGCGAUGAGCGGGCCGGGUUUUCUAUCUUCUGGGCCGACGAUGGACUUGAUACGGGGCCCAUUCUGCUCCAGAAACAGUGUCCAGUUUUUGGUGACGAUACGCUCGACACGCUGUACAAACGGUUCCUCUAUCCGGAAGGUGUCACAGCGAUGGGGGAAGCGGUGGACAUGAUCGCGGCCGGUACCGCACCCAAGAUUCCACAGACAGAAAUCGGUGCCAGUUACGAUCCUGCGCUGUUCCGUGAGGAGAAUCAGUACAUCAAUCUCAACCAACCGGCCGUGCGAAUAUUUAACUUCAUCCGUGGACUAGAUUCUGUUCCCGGUGCGUUAGCUACUGUGGAGAUGGAUGAUGGGCUUGAUGUACCGGUUCGACUGUACGGAGCGUCACUCAGUGCGAGGAGAAGCAUGACCAAUGCGAGGCUGAUUCGAUUUAAAGGAGCCGUUGGACCUGCGUUUGUGACGCGGGAAGGAAUCUUCAUCACCGGCACCGAUGGAACAUUGGUUCGAGUGAAGCGUCUCAAGCGUGGCAAUCGUGUUAUUCCCGCUGGCCAGUGGUUUGAGCAAUCAGAAACCAAAGUGACACCGCUAGAGCUGAGCGAUAAGGAACAGGAGCAGGACGCAUUGAUCCGCAGCAUUUGGAAAUCGAUCUUGAAAGUGGAGAUAGAAACGGAAACGGAUUUUUUCGCCUGCGGUGCUGGCUCGAUGGAUGUAGUGCGUUUGGUGGAGGAAGUUAAGGAUACCCUGGAGGUACCGAUCAGCAAUGAAACACUGUUCAUGUCCCCAACGUACGGGGAGUUUCUACAGGAGGUUAUACAGCGGUUGCGUACCGGUGGCAGUGAUCAAGGUGCAAAUAUUGGAUGCGAUUACAAACACGUAGUGUUGAAAGCAAAUCGCCGUCAAAUUUCCGUUCCAACGCAAAUGUUCAUCAAUGGACGAUUUGUCGAUUCGGAAGCUAGCAAAACGAUAGCGAUCGUGAAUCCCACCAAUGAGCAGGUGAUCUGUGAAGUUGCUAGUGCCUCUAAAACAGACGUUAAUGAUGCCGUUCAAGCAGCCGAUGAAGCGUUCCGAGGGGUAUGGACAUCCGUUUCGGCACGCGAACGAGGUCAGCUAAUGUACAAGCUAGCGGACCUGAUGGAACAGUACAAAGAGGAGCUAGCGACAAUUGAAUCCAUCGAUUCCGGUGCAGUAUAUACGUUGGCACUCAAAACGCACGUCGGUAUGUCGAUCGAUGCGUGGCGCUACUAUGCUGGGUGGACGGAUAAAAUCGAAGGUACCACCAUUCCGGUUAAUCCCGCUCGUCCUAACCAUGUGCUAACGUUCACGAAAAAGGAACCGAUCGGUGUCUGUGCUUUGAUUACACCCUGGAACUACCCCCUGAUGAUGUUGUCGUGGAAGAUGGCCGCAUGUAUUGCAGCCGGCAAUACCGUCAUAAUCAAACCUGCCCAAGUUUGCCCACUGACAGCGCUCAAGUUUGCAGAACUGACGGUACGUGCCGGGUUUCCACCGGGUGUUAUUAAUGUCGUUACCGGUACGGGAUCACUGGCCGGUCAAGCGCUUGCCGAUCAUCCAUUGGUACGCAAGCUGGGCUUCACUGGAUCCACCCCAAUCGGUAAGCGCAUCAUGACAUCUUGUGCCGAAUCCAACAUCAAGAAGUGUUCGAUGGAACUGGGCGGUAAAUCUCCGCUUGUCAUCUUCGCCGACUGUGACCUCGAGAAAGCGGUUCGGCUCGGAAUGUCGUCCGUGUUCUUCAACAAGGGUGAAAACUGUAUUGCCGCUGGUCGGCUGUUUGUGGAGGAUCGCAUCCACGACGAGUUUGUGCGCAAGGUGAUCAAAGGUAUAAAGACGAUGAAAAUCGGCGAUCCACUCGAUCGUGCCACUGCCCACGGACCGCAAAACCAUCGGGCACACUUUGACAAACUGCAGGAGUACUGUACAAUCGGCGUGAAGGAGGGUGCCACCUUGCUGUACGGUGGAAAGCGUGUGCCCAACAUGGAUGGAUUCUUCUUCGAACCGACCGUCUUCACGAACGUCGAGGAUCACAUGUACAUAGCGCGGGAAGAAUCGUUCGGGCCGAUUAUGAUCAUUUCCAAAUUUCAUUCGAGCGAUUUUGAAGCACUGGUAGCACGUGCUAACAGCACCGAGUACGGGCUGGCUAGUGGCGUUUUUACCAAGGACAUCCAAAAGGCACUACUGUUUGCGGAAAAAGUCGAGGCGGGUACAGUGUUUGUGAACACUUACAACAAAACGGACGUGGCGGCCCCGUUCGGUGGCUUCAAGCAGAGUGGAUUCGGGAAGGAUUUGGGCAAGGAAGCUUUAAAUGAAUACCUCAAAACUAAAUGUGUAACUGUGGAGUACUAAGCGCGCUGGGAAUUAUAUCGUUUAUAAUUUAGAGAUACGACAAUAAAUUAUAUAUUGCAAUUAA